Molecule: messenger RNA, 2155 nt
Organism: Setaria italica (foxtail millet)
Lineage: Eukaryota; Viridiplantae; Streptophyta; Magnoliopsida; Poales; Poaceae
Product: cysteine-rich receptor-like protein kinase 19
Exons: 7
Coding region: 1-2010 (669 amino acids)
Biological process (GO): protein phosphorylation
Molecular function (GO): ATP binding; protein kinase activity
Source: RefSeq, a predicted model, not a curated record
AUGUCAGCUUCCUUCGCCCACUUCAUGCUCCUCGCCGUCGCCCUGGUUCUGGUUGCGUUCGCGGCGAGUUUGCCGCCGGCGGCCGCGGAGGACACCAUCCUGGGCCACAAGUGCGGCAUGCCGGCGGCGGGCAACAACGCGAGCAGCGACGCCUACAGGUCCAACCUCAACGCGCUCGCCGCCAUCCUCGUCGCGGGCGCGAGGGCGAACGGCUCGGCCGCCGGCGCGGUCGGCGCGGCGGCGGCGCCCGACGCGGCAUACGGCGUCGCGCUCUGCCGUGGGGACUUCACGGGCGACGCCUGCGCCCGGGGGCUCGGCGACGCGCUCGCCAGCGCCGUCAACGACUCCGAGAGCGCCUUCGGCUGCGGCCGGCAGCUCAGGGACGUGACGCUCUUCUACGACCGGUACCAGCUGCGGUUCUCCGGCGCCGACUUCCUCUCCGGCGACGGCGACACGCCGAAGUGGGCCGGGAACAACACCAACUUCGUGAAGCCCGCCGACGCUGCGCGGCGGUUCGACGGGCUCGUCAGCGAGCUGGUGAACAAGAUCGCCGAUAUCGCCGCGGGGAGGCCGGACAGGUACGCGACGGGGCGGUCGCGGUUCCAGGAGCAGGGCCUGACGCUGUACGGCCUGGUGCAGUGCACCGUGGACAUGCCGCCGGAGCGGUGCCGGGCGUGCCUCGACGGCCUCAUCUCGGCGUUCCCGGCGACGUUUCCCAGUGGCCAACAUGGCGGGAGAAUCCUAGUGCCGCGGUGCACCGUGCGGUACGAGACGGAUGACACCUUCUUCAACACUGCCAACUUGUCAGUCGACCUGCACAAACCCAAACCGAGCAAAUCUUGGCUCUGGGCGACCAUACCGGUUGUCUCUGUAUCCCUGUUGGCUGCAAGCUUUCUUCUGUACAGGUGGAUCAAAAUACGAAGAAAAAGAGAACUUGCUCGGUUGGAGCUUUUUAGGUUGUCUAUUGCUGUGAAAAGUGUGAUCAAUCUCUGGAGAAUGGAAGAAGGCAACUCAGGGUUUUCGCUUUACGAUUUCUCUCAGAUGAAAGGCGCUACUAAUGGUUUUUCGAUUGAAAACAAACUUGGACAAGGUGGUUUUGGUGCUGUCUAUAAGGGUCUGUUGCCUGAUGGGCUUGAAAUUGCAGUGAAAAGACUUGCUCCCUGUUCUUCGCAAGGUUUGCUAGAGUUCAAGAAUGAGAUCCAGCUCAUUGCAAAGCUUCAGCACCGAAAUCUAGUCAAGUUGUUGGGCUGCUGUAUUGAAGGGGAGCACGAGAAGAUUCUGGUGUACGAGUACAUGGCAAAUAAAAGCCUAGACCUCAUCAUCUUCGACAGUAAAAAAGGAGUGCCACUGGACUGGCCUAAACGUCUGAAUAUAAUCGAUGGGAUAUCACAGGGGCUUCUUUACCUCCACAUACACUCACGCCCCUGCGUUGUCCAUAGGGAUCUCAAAGCCAGCAACAUUCUCUUGGACAACGAGAUGAACCCCAAAAUUUCAGAUUUUGGGAUGGCUAGGAUAUUCAGCUCUAGCGUGGCCGAGUCAAACACCACAAGAAUCGUAGGCACACAUGGCUACAUAGCUCCAGAGUAUGCCUCGGAUGGAGUCUGCUCGGUCAAAUCUGACGUCUUCAGCUUCGGCGUCCUGCUCCUGGAGAUCAUAAGCGGGACGAUGACCACUGGGUCCUACAGAUACGAUGGCAAACUGUACAAGCUCAUCGCAUAUGCUUGGCUGCUCUGGAAAGCCGGGCAAUGGCACGAACUGGUCGAUCACUGUUUACUAGGGAAUGAGAGAUACCACUUCACGAUGGAGAGGUACGUCCAUGUGGCCCUUCUCUGCGUUCAGGAGGGCGCGGACGACCGCCCCGCCAUGGAUGAGGUCGUCAAGAUGCUGAGCAGCGGCGAGGGCGUGGUCCUCCCGGAGCCGAAGAAACCGGCGUACUUCAAUGUGCGCCCCGUGGGCACAGAAAUGUCCGCGUCCUGCGACAUGGGCAUCAGCAUAACCUUGUCGAGAUAGCAUCAUCAGUUGCUGUGAUGGUACAUAUGUUUGUAUGUACGAUUGUAUAGUAGCACACUGACACCCAACGUUUAGACUGUAGAAUGCUCUCCUAUCUGUUCCAUUCACAAUUUCACAUGCUGUGUUCAAAGCUUCAAAGGCACUU